UGAUGAUCUGACAUAGGUACUCGUACCCACAAGAAACGGAAAAAGGCAAGAAGUGGAAAAGCCCAACAAUAUCAAGAAGUGUACAACUCCUAAGUAAGUUACCUGAAUCCCCUAACAAACAAACAAAUUAACAACUCCUCAAAAGCAGAAUAAGGAACUCACCUCACGUGAACAUCCCCCACCUUCACAACUAUCACCACAUGAAACAACUCAACCAUUCCACUUAUAUUUACACAUCUUCACAACUUCAAACCCAAAAAUUAAAAUGACUGAACUAAAAUCUCCCUACCAUUUACCGCCCUUCUCCAUCUCCCCACCCUUAGUCAACUCCUCCAAUCCCUGGGCUUCAGACGAGUCCCAACUACUAGCUCUCUACCAAUGUCCUCACACCGGCGCAGUAACAACACGCACCUCACUUCUGGAAGCCUUUUCUCAAGAUGCCUCAAAACACCAACAUACAUUCUUCUCACCCCAACUCGGACACUCUACCAUUACAUCUCUUCACCCAGAUUCGAAGGACAAGGAUACACACACCACAGCAGAAAAUGAAGAAUAUCAAGAUCCCACCUCUUCACUAAACACCUACGGAUACUCACCCCAUCCAUUCACCCAAUACCUCACCUGGCUGCGCAAAUUCCGAGAUUCCAAUCUUUUAACAGGAAUCCUAGAUCCGCAAACCGGAAUGAGAAAGCGGAAACCCUUCAUAAUUAGCACAACGGGUCCACCAUCUGAAAUCCACACCCACCUUACAGCCCUCCUCACCCUUCAAAAUGAGCCCCUAACCCUCUCUUCACGCCAACACGAAGGAGAGGGCCUGGAAGUUCUUCUAGAAAUAAACCUUUCCUGCCCGAACAUCCCGGGAAAACCACCACCUGCAUACAAUCCCCCCCUCCUCCUCGAGUACCUCAUCGCCAUCGAGGAAGCGAAAUCUUCCUUCUUGGCUACGAGAGCGAAAGAGAAAGGAGACGAUGCGAUAUUACACGACAUCCACAUCGGCCUCAAAAACCCCCCCUUCACAUACACCACCCAAUUCACCUCCCUCCUCUCACUCCCAGGCUUCUCAAAGAACAUCUCCUUCAUCACCGCCGUCAACACGCUAGGCGGGUGUCUCCUCCUCUCCUCCUUGGGUCAAAACGCACUAGGGAGCGAGAACGGAUGGGGUAUCGGGGGCAUGGCGGGUAGUGCUUUGCACCCGAUUGCUUUGGGAAAUGUGAGGACCUUGAGGAGAUUGCUGGAUAGUGACGAGGAUGAGGGUCUUAAGAAUAUUAAGAUUGUGGGG
This is a messenger RNA of Hymenoscyphus albidus, 1279 nucleotides long. The record is from the annotation of a GenBank genome assembly. Lineage: Eukaryota; Fungi; Ascomycota; Leotiomycetes; Helotiales; Helotiaceae.